This is a messenger RNA of Cuscuta epithymum, 421 nucleotides long. Lineage: Eukaryota; Viridiplantae; Streptophyta; Magnoliopsida; Solanales; Convolvulaceae. The record is from the annotation of a GenBank genome assembly.
UGAUGCGUCAUCAAGUUGUAAACCAAUUCUUUAUGCCCAUUUUGAGUCUCAACUUCGUUCUUAUCACGGCGAGGCAGCUCUUAUGAGUGUGAAUCCUGCUAGUCAAUAUGAAUUUGAGGUGGUGGACAGAACAUCUAGAAGCUUCGUUGUUAAUUUGAAAAACAAGACAUGCUCAUGUUGUGAAUUUCAACUUGAUCACUUUAUAUGUGUACAUGGAGUUGCAGUUGUAGGCCAUCAUCGAGGUUUAUCGUGUUACGAUUACAUCUCAAAGUUUUACUUCACACGGGAGUGGGUUGCUGCUUAUAUAGGGGAAGUUCACCCUCUUGGUUCUCGUUGUGAUUGGGGUGUUCCUGCUUAUGUGGCGUAUGAAAUCUGCAGGCCACCUACAUGCUUGACACGCCAACCCGAUAGACCUAAAAAG